AUGAAGUGUCUCUUGGUUAAGUUGUUCAUGCUUAUUUUUAUACGAAGCUAUACAUAUGCUAUAAAAUAUAAAAUCAAUAAAGCAGCAUGUAUGAAUAAGGUAGGGGGAAUAGAUAUAUAUGCAAAUAUAAAAUAUAAUAUGAAAAAAAAAGAGAAAAAGAAUAUAAAUAAGAAAAUGAAUAUAUAUAAUAAUAUGAUAAGAAAAACGAAUAGUUUACACAAGAAUUUUAUUCCUGAACAAUUGGUUUUAUUUCCACGUAACAAAUUGUUAAAUGAAAUAAAAUAUUUCUAUAUAAGUUUUACUUAUCAUAUCUUAAAAAGAGAAAAAAAAACAAAAAUUCAUAAAAGCGAUUUUAUUUUACAUGUUCGUGGUUGUACAAACAUUAAACCAAAAACGAAUAAAUCUAUUGCUAAAAGAUUUAAAUUAACAAAAAAUGGUAAACUCAUAAGAAAGAAGCCAGGACGAAAUCAUUUCUUGAGAAAAAAAACUUCCUCAAAUAAAGCUUCACUCAGGAAAACCACAACUAUAGAUUCUGGACGAAUUCAGAAAAAAUAUAAAAGCGUAAUUUUUAAAUGA
Plasmodium falciparum 3D7 is the source of this 576-nucleotide messenger RNA. Its product is annotated as large ribosomal subunit protein bL35. Gene Ontology annotation, molecular function: structural constituent of ribosome. The record is from RefSeq and is a predicted model, not a curated record. Gene Ontology annotation, cellular component: ribosome. Lineage: Eukaryota; Apicomplexa; Aconoidasida; Haemosporida; Plasmodiidae. Gene Ontology annotation, biological process: translation.